GAGUUACUAUAACAAUGUUUCCUAAUGACUUUGAAGAGCAGAAAUAAGUUGCACUUCACUCUCCUUAACCACAGAGGUUCUAAUUUCAGACGUAUACACCUGUGAACAUACUCCACUUGUUGGUCGAACCCUAUUAUGCGGUUCGUGAGGAAUUUGUGGAUACUUUCGAUUUUUUCUGUCUACAGACCUAAGAUUGCUAAAUAAGAGAGCACAAUAUUCAAGUUUGGGACGGAUACAUGUCCUUGGGCGUAUACGUUAUGCAGUACAAAGCCAGUAAGUCGUUGCAGUCUUGAUCGGAUUAGGUUAAAUCUGAGUGUGUUAUCCCAAGAUCUGUGACUAUGUUCGGUUUUGAGAAGGGCUUUUUUUCCUUCACUUUCUCCAGUGGAACAUAGGGCUUCAAGCUAGUGGCUUGGUAGGCGAGCGUCCUAAUUGCUAUGCCGCAGACGCACACAACGGGUGAGAAGGGUUUACCGUACAUAUAUAGGCACAUUCUCGGUUUCCAGUGUUCAAGGUGGGCUAUACCUCACUUGUCUGGAUUGAAAGUCAGUUGUCACUUUUCUCUCUAAUCGCCUAGAUUGUUUAAGCCAUGUUGGAUCUUGUUUUUGACGCUCAUUUCAUUGUAUCCAUAAUCGUAUACUAUCUUGAGAUCAUCUGCAAAUAGGUAUCGCUUUCCAUACUUCAUCACAGAGACUGUAAAUAAUGAAUAAGAGGGAUAGGAUAGGGCAAAGAACGGCAUUGACGGUUUACGAGACGUGGCUGACACACGCCCUACCGCGGGAAUUCAGCAAGUGCGUAACUUCACAGAUGUUGAGUUCCGAGGUAAGUAACUCGUACGAGUUGCUCAAAGCAUCCCUCCUCAGGAGAAACGUUCUCACGGAUCGACAACGUCUGGACGAAUUAUUUCGUAACAUCGAGUUAGGGGAUCAGUCAGCCGUGAGCAUGCUGACAAGAAUGAGAGAGGUUAUUAGCCAAAGUCAGUUCGAUGAAGGACUUUUUAGAGAACUCUUCUUAUCCAAGCUGCCAGAGUCCGUUCAGAUUGUACUUGUGACACUUCAGGGUGUUCUUAUGGAUGACUCAGCUAUUUCUGCAGAUAAGAUUCUAGAAAUAACUAAACGGUCAUUUCCCGAAAUAUGCUCAAUGACUAAGCAGACUUCGAGCAAGGAUACUGCAAUGAUAGAGUUAUGCAACUCCAUCCUUCUAACUCCGAUCGUCGUCCUAAAUCUCCUCAACACCGAAACUCACGCGGGUCGAUCUAAGUCCAAGCAACGUUCACUAAACAACCCUGACUGGUGUUGGUACCACAACACCUAUGGCGAAGAAGCGAAGUGUUGCCGUAAGCCUUGUAACUUCGGAAAUGUCCCAAAGUCUGUGGAAAACUAUCCCACCGGCACGCGUUAGCGGCAACCGUCACCGGUGGCACUAGCCGCCUGCUUUACAUCCAUGAUGUGAUUAGCCGGACUCGAUAUUUAGUCGACACAGGCGCCGAAGUCAGCGUCCUUCCUGCUACAGCAGCAGAUUGACAGAAGGAACCUACCUUCAACUUACAGGCUGCAAAUGGAAAACCAAUCGCAACCUUUGGUAGGAAACACGUCUAUCUGAACGUAGGUUUACGCAAACCUAUUCGGUGAAUUUUCCUUCUCGCUGACGUCACAAUGCCCAUCAUUGACACGGACCUACUUAAUCAUCAUGAUUUACUCGUAGACGUCCGCCGAAAACGACUGAUUGACAAUAUUACUAGUCUGUCCAUCAAAGGCAUCACAUACAUAGGCCCCAGUUUGUCACCCGUUAAGAUAAAGGCAAUCCUUGAUCCAACUUUUCAACCUAUUGUUGACAAAUAUCCGGAACUUAACUGCCCGUCGAACGACCUACCGUGCAUAACCAGCAAUGUUAUGCACCACAUCAUUACCACAGGACAACCUGUGACAUCUAAAGCACGACGACUGGCUCCUGACAAACUGAGAAUCGCUAGGAAUGAAUUUGACCAUAUGCUUAGCCUUGGCAUCAUUCGACCUUCGAAUAGCCCAUGGGCAUCCCCACUUUAUAUGGUUCCGAAAAAGGAUAGCAAUGAUUGGCGACCCACCGGUGAUUACCGGCGAGUGAAUGCCAAAACAACCCCUGAUUGCUACCCGUUGCCUCAUAUACACGACUUGACGGCAACCUUAUCUGGCGCAACUAUAUUCUCCAAAAUCGACUUGGUUAAAGCGUAUAACCAAAUCCCGAUGGCAACAGAAGAUAUCCCGAAAACGGCUAUCAUUACGCCUUUCGGACUUUUUGAAUUUCUACGUAUGCCAUUCGGUCUCCGGAAUGCAGCCCAAACAUUCCAACGCUUCAUUCAUGAAGUAUUUCGCGGUCUCGACUUUGUAUACGCAUACUUAGACGACUGCCUCAUUGCCAGUCCAGACAAGGAAACUCACCUUAGACACUUGGACUUGGCAUUUGAAAGGUUACGCCAACAUUGUGUUACCAUUAAUAUUCAAAAGUGUCAAAUCGGUGUUGACUCACUCGACUUUCUGGGUCACACUAUUGACUGCAAGGGCAUUCGCCCACUGGCUACUAAGGUCGAGGCUAUACUGAACUUUCCAGAGCCACAGACGGUGAAAAGUCUCCGCACUUUUAACGGCUUAGUAAGUUAUUAUCGACGCUUUAUUCCCAACUGUGCCUCUUUGAUUCAGCCAUUGACAGACCUUCUUCGAGGGAAUAACAAGUCCAUAGAACUUGACGCGUCUGCUCGAAAUGCUUUUACCCAGAUUAAAAAAGCCAUUGCGAAUGCCACACUUCUGAUGUAUCAGGAUCCAACGGCACCGUUAAGUAUCUCGGUUGAUGCAUCAAACACUGCAAUCGGCGCAGUUCUACAACAGCUAGUUGACAAAGAGUGGCAACCACUCGCCUUUUUCUCGAGACGCCUUCAAUUAGCUGAAACGAAGUACAGCACAUUCGGCAGAGAACUUCUGGCUAUGUACUGUGCUAUACGACAUUUUCGACAUUCGGUAGAGGGUCGUGAAUUCAUAAUUUUUACUGAUCACAAACCUCUGACGUACUCUCUGAACUCACCUUCAGAUAAGUAUUCACCCAGGGAAUCACGACAACUGGAUUACGUCUCACAGUUUACAUCAGAUAUUCGCCAUGUAUCCGGAGUAAACAACACUGUGGCAGAUGCCUUGUCGCGCGUUUGUUCCCUCACCCAAAUCGACGGCAUAGACCUUGUAAAACUGGCUCGUCUUCAAAAAGAAGAUACCGAGCUUCAACAUGAGUUGUCGAAAACAACCCUACAAUUAGCUGAGAAACCCUUAGGUAUGGGAAGAGAUACUAUUCUAUGCGACAUUUCCACGAGUACUCCUCGCCCCAUCGUGCCUAAAAGUUAUCGCCGUAACGUCUUCAAUACGUUGCAUGGCUUAUCUCACCCAGGUAUUCGAACUACUGUCAAGCUCGUAACUAGUCGGUUUUGUUGGCCUGGCAUUAAUAAAGAAGUAAGGGAAUGGGCACACAUGUGCUUAGCUUGUCAAAAGUGCAAGGUGAUAAGACACACCAAAAGCCCACUUGGCACCUUUCUUCUCCCUGACGCUCGUUUUGAACACGUCCAUAUAGAUUUGGUUGGACCCCUUCCUGAAUCCCAUGGAUGUACCUAUAUUUUAACUUGCAUCGAUCGAUUCACACGAUGGCCGGAAGCAGUACCCAUCAAGGACGUAUCUGCUGAAACAGUCGCACGCGUCUUUGUAGAAAGAUGGAUCGCUAACUUUGGAUGCCCAUCUUCCAUAACAACUGAUCGCGGGCGGCAAUUCGAAAGUGGCUUAUUCUUCGCCCUGACUAAAAUCAUAGGUUGCAUGCGUUUUCGAACAACAGCCUACCAUCCUCAAGCUAAUGGUAUGGUAGAACGUCUACACAGACAGCUGAAAGCUGGUCUGUCAGCUGCAAACAACACCCAUUGGACUGAAUCCCUUCCGUUAGUUCUCCUAGGGAUACGAAACGCCUUGAAAACCGAUGCUGGUUGUACUAGCGCCGAGCUAGUAUAUGGCACGACACUACGACUGCCUGGUGAAUUGUUUCUCCCUCGAGCUUCCCACCAGUGGUAGAUCACGCUUCAUACGUCAGCAGGCUUACAAACGCAAUGCGUUCAGUUAAACCUGCUCCCCUUCGUCCACAGUCCAUUGAUGUUUUUGUUCAUCCAUGUUUGAAAAAUUCUUCACAUAUAUUUGUUCGUCGCGACUCUGUGCGCAGACCUCUGGAACCCCCAUACGACGGACCUUAUAAAGUAAUUAAACGUUAGGAUAAAUUCUUUGUCUUGGAUAGAAAAGGCCGCGAGGACACCGUCAGCAUUGACCGUCUGAAACCGGCUUACUUGGAGGGUAAUCCUAUUAGCAUAGAGCUCAACGUACCCCAAAAUCCACAAGUAACAGAAGAUCGUUUAGACAUCGAUGAAGUCACUAGCACAGCGACAGCUACCGAAUCUUCUGUCGAGCCUCCUAAGAAAACCCGUUCUGGACGUACCGUAAGGUUCCCAGAAUAUCUUCACACUUAUUUAACAUAACGAAGUCGUGUGAUUCACCCAACUCAUUCGUUUGUGGUACUAACUAUUUUUUUAGACGUAUCAAUUUUUUUAUAUACAGUAUCACUAAACACAAGUAAAAUUUUUUCUUCAACAGUACAUGUAAUAUGCACAAAAAAUUAAUUAGAUGUAUUUUUUUCGAUGUUCUGAACUUGGCAUUAUUCUAAUAUAUAGUAAAUGUACAUCAUUUUUUUAAACAAAAAAAGCUGACUUGGUAC
Trichobilharzia regenti is the source of this 4761-nucleotide messenger RNA. The record is from the annotation of a GenBank genome assembly. Lineage: Eukaryota; Metazoa; Platyhelminthes; Trematoda; Strigeidida; Schistosomatidae.